AGCGGCAGAGGUGGGAGCAGAAGAAAAGUUUGUCCAGCCAGAAAGUCUGCAGAAGAAAGCGAAUGGACCGACAAGCACGACUCUAAACUAGCAGCAGAAACACAGCUGGGGCGUAAGGCCUACUAUUGAUGCUGGCUGACAAUGGAUCCCUACAGUGAGACCAAGAAGAUGACCUCUUACCUCCCAGGCCACACCUCUUCUGAGAGCCAAAAACUGGCCCCAGCCAGAAGCCCAGGCUGCAGUUGGCUGGUGGUGGUAGCAGCUGUAGCCGCUUCUCUGAGUGGUCUGAUGCUGGGCUAUGAAAUGGGCCUGACCUCAGGCGUCCUGCUGCAGCUGCGUGGCCUCCUCUCCCUCUCCUGCCGGGAACAGGAACUGCUGGUCAGCUCCCACCUGCUCGGCGCUCUCCUCAUCUGCCUUGCCGGAGGUCCCAUUCUGGAUCGCUACGGCCGCCGCUGUUCUUUGCUGCUGAGCGCCUCCUUGGUGGUUGCAGGGACCAUCAUCCUCAUUGCUGUGACUUCGCUUGUCGCGCUGACUCUGGGCCGAGUGAUAGUCGGCAUGGGAACAGCGCUGUCAGGGACAGCAGCUUGUCUGUACAUUGCAGAGAUCUCACCAAGGGAGAGGAGGGGUCUGCUGGUGACGCUGUAUGAGCUGAUGCUGGUUGUGGGUGUUAUGCUGGGAUUCAGCUGCAGUUACGCCUUUGCUACUCUGCCCCAUGGCUGGGUGUACACAUUUGGACUUGUGAUCCCCCCAGCGCUGCUGCAAAUAGGUGCGCUCAUGUUCCUCCCGCCAAGUCCACGCUUCCUGGUUGCUCAGGGUAAAGCGGAGCAGGCCAAGAUAGUGCUGGCCAGAAUGCGGGGUGGAGUUAAGGAGCAUGUAGAGGUGGAGCUCAGGGAUAUCCAGGCUGGAUUAAAAGAGGAAUCAGAGCACAGUUUCUGGGAGCUGUUCAGUGCCAAGGCCAAUCUGCGUUCACGGCUGCUUACAGGCGUAGCUUUAGUUUUCCUCCAGCAGGUCACCGGUCAGCCGAACAUCCUCUCCUAUGCCUCACCACUUCUCCGCAGUGUAGGCUUCAACAGUGAUGCAGCAGCGACCUUGGCCUCCACUGGGUUCGGAGUGGUCAAAGUAGUUGGCACCAUCCCCGCUGUGCUGCUGGUCGACCGUGUGGGACCGAAGAGCUUUUUGUGCGUGGGCGCCGUCGCAAUGGGAAUGUCAUUAGUUGGACUCGGUACACUGACGCUGCAAAGCCAUACUCACCUCACCAGCCUGUGUAAAGGUCAUACGAUACAAAACCACACACACACGCCGUGGAAUUUAAACAGAACCUUUGCGGACUUGGACAACAGUGACAUUUUUUCUACUGGUCUCCCCAGCCAGUGGAACAGUGAGGAGGCACAGAGGACUAACAGAGAGGAUGAUGGGAUUAGAGAGACAGGAGGUGGAAAGACUCGUGUAGAAGUGUCUUCCUCACUGAAGUGGGCGUCAUUGAUUAGUUUGCUGGUUUAUGUGGCAGCUUUCUCCAUCAGCCUCGGCCCAAUGGUGUAUGUGGUUCUCAGUGAGAUCUUUCCAAUGGGAGUCAGAGGCAGGGCCGUGUCUGUGGUGUCAGCGGUAAACUGGGCUACGAACCUGCUCAUCUCCAUGACCUUCCUCACAAUCACCGAAAAGAUUGGUGUUCCCAAUGUGAUGUUCCUCUACUCUGCCAUGAGCUUUGUUCUACUGGUGUUUGUCAUCCUCUGUGUCCCUGAGACCAAAGGUCGCACUCUGGAGGAGAUAUCAAAAGAACUGGCUAAGAAGAAGCAUUUCGAGGUGAGUCUCUUUAGGCAGGUCCAGCCUCAGGAGAGCCUGAUCAGGAGCAGCGCGUCCACAGAGAUGCCAGCGAACAACUGAGUCCUUUACCAUACCACAACUACAUCUCACCUGAAGGAGAGACAAGAACAAGCAUCAAAGACAUUACAGCAGUUCAAAAUUUGGAGUACAACUCAUACAUCCAUCCACAUAAUUAAUUUUGUGACUUCACAAAUUGCCAUGAGAGGUGGCUGAAUUAAACUCACCCACAUCUUCACAAGCGUGCAGAUGUCCAACUGGUUCCUAUAAUAAUGUCUCUGUAACACAGUUCCCUGUAGCUACAGACGUGAAGGAAGAAAACAUCAGGGAUGGUAGAAAUUACACAUAAACAAUGAAGUAAUGAAGUGUUUGCUCAAAUGAGAAUAGCUCAAUAAUAAUAGGUAAGCAACUGGGAUUAAAUGUGAGAUUAUAUAAAACCAUAUACAAGAUUUAAUUAAUUGCUUCAUUUUUACCUCCAUUCCAUUUGAGCAGUUCCAGUGCAGAGAGGGACUAUUUUCCCCCAUUGCUUCAGGAUAGAAAUUGACUCCCUCGAGCCAGCAGAACAGAUGAAUGUCCUUGGAGUAGUGGUGACACUGUGCUACUAAGGUCUUUUAGUAAAAUGAGUGUUUUUCCAUCUUGACCUGACAUUACGAUGAAUAAUUACACAAGUUUGCUCUACAAGAAAAUCUAACACUAAUCACCUCAAGUGGCAGUAUAUUUAAUAUUGUUUGGUUCUUUUCUGGAUUGCAAAUUCCUUUAACAUGACAGUAUUUAUACACUGCUCCCUGUCCUAUGUAAUGUAACAACAGCAGUACAGCUCAAACCAGUCAUGCCAGUUACAGGUCGCACUGUAACAACACGGAAGCAUAUAUGAAGGCCACAGUAGCCUCAGGAAGAGCUCUGUGUCCCCUCAUUUCCAUUUUAUGAAAACAAGCAAUGAAGGCAAGGAUGGACACACUCAGCUCCACUGUUUUGCUGGCUGCUGAAUCCUCAAAACAAACAUACUUAACCCUUCAGGUCUUGUGGUAAAAUUAGAUAAAUAAUUUAUCGACUAGUACUGUUGUAAUGUAAGAAGAAAUGUGUUGUUGUUUUUUACAUUUGUCAAUUUUGUGAUGCCAAAAUUACACUUUGUUGAUUAAUGAGUGAAAUUUUUUUUUACCACAGGUGAAGAAUGACCGGUAUGGACCUUUUCACAAUUACAAUUGCACAUUUUUU
Messenger RNA from Toxotes jaculatrix (banded archerfish), 3033 nucleotides. RefSeq names its product solute carrier family 2 member 12 (gene slc2a12). Gene Ontology annotation, cellular component: membrane. The coding region runs from base 142 to 1881 and encodes 579 amino acids. Gene Ontology annotation, molecular function: transmembrane transporter activity. The record is from RefSeq and is a predicted model, not a curated record. Lineage: Eukaryota; Metazoa; Chordata; Actinopteri; Toxotidae. The transcript is spliced from 6 exons. Gene Ontology annotation, biological process: transmembrane transport.